This is a messenger RNA of Peronospora belbahrii, 2049 nucleotides long. The record is from the annotation of a GenBank genome assembly. NCBI's taxonomy places the organism in Eukaryota, Oomycota, Peronosporomycetes, Peronosporales, Peronosporaceae.
AUGAAACCUGUGCGGCUUAAACGUCAACAUCAGGUCUCUGCUGCUAACGACUGUGGCUUUGAGUCUCCGCUUACAUAUGAGGACCUACUAGCAGCACCGUUAGCUGCCGUCAAACUGGCCGAAGGUGGCGAUUUCCCACGUCUUUUAAUGACUUUGGCUCUGCGUCCACGACUAGCCAGGGAUACUGACGCUUUUGGCAUGACAGCGCUGCACUGGGUCUGUAGCAAGCCAACGGUGUCGCCUCGUGUAGUGCUUACGGUGGCCCGCGCGCACCCGGCAGCUGCCACUACUCGCAAUUUAGCAGGGCUGUUGCCACUGCACUUGGCCGUGAGAAAACGACUUGUCCUGGAAGCCAUUCAAGCGCUGCUACACGUAUAUCCACAGGCCAUUGAUGUGCGCACGCCUGACGGUAAGACGUCACUUAUGUUGGCGAAGCAGAGGCCUACGGCGUCCAGUGCAGUGCUUACUCUGUUGGAAGUGCUGGAAGCUCACACGAGGACAGAGUUGCCGUCGUCCGUAAUGUUACCAACGUCGCAGUGGCCCGCUUCAAAGCCAAAGAUGAAGAAGAAGCAACAGCAGCAGCUACAGAAAUAUUGGAACAGGGAGAAAGAAAACAUGAGAAUGUCCGACGGGUUUCGUCCAUCAAGGUCUUCAACUCAGGAAGAGACUCUUGCUGCCAUGAUGGCACCACAUGUACCGCCUCCGAGAUGGGAAUUAGCAUCAAGAUGUAGGCUAUGUGCUGCUACAUUUGGAUACUUUAGAACAAGACACCAUUGCCGUAAUUGUGGUGCGUCAGUAUGUGGACGCCACUCGAGACAUCGUGUGCCGUUAAAACAUCUUGGACUUUGUCAACCUCAGAGAGUGUGUGAAUGUUGCUUUGGCGAGCUCCAGAACCAAUUUAAUAUGCGAAACGUAGAGCAUGCAAUGCGCAUGGGAGAGACGUACCCGUCCAUUGACAACCGCGAAUCGAACAGCAUUUAUUCCACCAACUCGAUGAGUUUGCGCGCUCGUUACCGACUACGUAGUAAAUCUGUUUACAGUGAACCGGCGCAACGCCAGGGGUCGACUAGGUGGCGCUAUGACUGCGAUAACAACGACAGUGAGGCCACUACGAAUGGCUUUACUCCUGUAUCAACGCUACGAAAUUGGAAUACUGCAUCUUCGGAAGUUGUCGAGUCUUUGCAAUCAAAUAUUGGCUCUAUGUUUGCAUCUGUCGCAUCCAAGCAGCAGACAGUACUUGAUUGUCGACCUGUGUUGCGCGAGCAGCACGAGCACUCAAUAGUGUUGGAGACUGCCCGACGUAGGAGUAGACAAGAGAGGUCUCGUCCACAUUCUUCUGCUCUAGACAAGUCGCUGCAUGUGCAACGGCUGUCUGAAGUGGAGAAGGAGGACGAUAAGAAGGAGAUGAACCAGCGAAUGCAACAACUAGCGGCUGCUAAGCGCGAGCUUGGAGAAGUUAUGUGGCACGAUGAGGAGAACAAUUCUCAGGCACGCCGCGAAAAGCUUGAGCAAGAUACCGUUGUCACCAAAUACAGACGAGACGAAAAUUCCAGUCCUCAAGAAGACGAAGAUGAGGACGAGGAGGCAGAAAUUGCGGCAACAUUUGCGUUUUUGAAUGGUGGUCGAAGAAUGAGCUGCACUGCAGACCUUCUUGGUGAAUUCGAUCCACCGCUUCAUGUGGCUAGCGUGCACCACAAAUUGGGUGAGAUUUUAUUGAACAAAGGAGAUUUCACUGGAGCUGUUGUGGAAUUGCGGCGCAGCGUUGAGCUUGGUAAUAGCAAUGCAGUUGCCUGGCUAUAUUUGGCAAAAGCCCUGGACGGUUUGGGUACGGAUAGCAAAGCUGCUGAGGAGGCUGUUCGUCGUGCUUUAGAGUUGGACCCAGCUUCAAUCGGAGCUUUGUCCCUCUUAGGCAAGCUACUGCAUUUACGAGGAGACCAUGACGAUGCUAUUCUAGUCUUUCGUGAAGCACUGAAGCUGCAGUGCCCGACUGGCAAUCUUCCUGGUCAUAUCGUGGAAAAUGGUACUAAUUCAUCAAGCGUUACUAUGUAA